AUGUGGCCCAAUCUGUUUUGGGGAUUCGACGCCUACGAUGGCUCCAACUUCAACGCCUUUCCUAUUUAUUUCCCCACCGAAUUCAUGCAGACCGAGCCUCGAGAUCAGUCAUCUUGUCAGCAGCUAUCCAUGGAGCAAGCUACGGAGCCAAGCAUGAAUCCUGAUCAAGAAGACAUUGUCGAGGGGGGAGAGAACUACGGCGAACUUUCCAACCAGCAAGAAACUGUACCAUCUUUUGAGAAUGCAGAUCAGAAUUUGUCCAGGCUAGAAAUGAGUACUCUGGCUCGCGAGCUCAAGGAGAAAGUCAAGCAAAGCAGGGCACUCAGGCAGAGCGUGAACAACGCAGCUGAGCAGCAACCAUCUACCAAGCCCCAACCAGUACAACAAGAAGUCCAGGAUCUGAUAAAUGAUAUCCUCAAGUCCCAAGAUCAAGACGACAACCUCAAGAAUCCAUCCAAACUGACCGGACCCCAGGACGAUACCGAGACUGAGAAACCAGCUUCGACACUUCCCACUACUCCUAGGACAAUCAAGGAAUCGCCCUUGUCAACAUACUCGAUCCCAGUCUACUGCCCAGCAUCACCCGAGGGGCGCACGCACAUCCCAGACGAAAUCUUGGAUAACGCCCCCAAAGGCCCAAGGCACACCCACAGAGGCCAAGUCCAAAUGUUCUGCAACGGGGAGUGCGGCAGGCGGGAAACGGACAAAGCAAUGCCCGCCAUCGAGCCCAGCGACAAGACCGAGGAGACCGAAGGCGCCACGGCCGUCAGGAUCCCACCGGUGGCCACAGACGGAGACCUGGAGCAGGACGUCAUCAUGUGGCUCCGGCACACGGGCUUCUACGACAAGGCGAAGCGCACCGACGCCUUGGCCCGAUGGAAGCAGCUGGCCAAGAUGGAGCAGGGGCUGGCCAGGCCCCAGCAGGAUCACCAAGAAGCUGGAGUGGCUCUGGCCAGCGCCUCUCAAGGGUCCAAAGAGGCCGGUAUGGGAACAAGGCCCGGUCCUGACGCCGACUGCCCGCCAGUUUGCAGACCGGAGCAGGGCGGCCCAGGCAGCAGCCAAGCGGCUUUGUCAUGCAAGAGCAAGCAGUCCACAGACAUCCAGCGGGCAACUUUGGCAGAGACCAGGGGAGGCAGCCUCCGAGAUCGAGCGGCAAAUCAACAGCCGUCCAAGAAAAGCGACCGCGGCCGCUGUGCCCGGCGCCAUCGCUCAUCGAGCCCCCGAGGACGAUCUGGAAGCCACAAGUCUCGACGAGCCACCACCGAUAGUCCUGUAUCACGAUCGACAACCAAAAGCACGCCAUCCCGAGCUCGCCAGCCAGGCCACAGGGACUAUAGAGAAUACAGAGAUGACAGAAACCGCGAUACCAAGCCGCGGAGCCCGCUCGUCUCUUGUCGUGCUGCAGUGGCCUUUAAUCCCGGCGUUAAAGGAGCUCCCCUUGUCCGACAGCGCUUUAGACCACGGCAGACGAAUACUGACCUGCAACACAAGGCUCGUAUUGUCGGCGCACCACCGCGGGACAUGGAAUCGAAUAUAAAAGAAAGACAAAACCACGACCCAGAACGCCAGUCAGGCCAAUUCGGCAUCCGAUGGCUGUGCACGUCGCCCUUGGCGCUGCAAAACACCAAGAGCCUGCGCAACUCCUUUGACGACCUCAAGCCAGUCCUGCUGGGCAGAGACGGCCAAGAGAUGGACGACUACUGCGGCCGGGACCUCCUGAGGCUGAUGGACGCCAGCGAGCGUGGCCUGCAUCGUCCAUGA
Pyricularia oryzae 70-15 is the source of this 1761-nucleotide messenger RNA. RefSeq lists its product as uncharacterized. The record is from RefSeq and is a predicted model, not a curated record. The transcript is spliced from 4 exons. The coding region runs from base 1 to 1761 and encodes 586 amino acids. Gene Ontology annotation, molecular function: RNA binding. NCBI's taxonomy places the organism in Eukaryota, Fungi, Ascomycota, Sordariomycetes, Magnaporthales, Pyriculariaceae.